AUGGUGGCAGGAAAAGCCUUGGCCUGUACCUGCGAAGGUGUUCGGGCCAUUCCAGCUGUGCCUGUGGUGCCCAGUGUCGAAGGCGGUCCUGGUCUCGGCGAAGUAGCUGUAGUCGGAGUGCUGGCUGGGAGUCCAGGAGGUGCCGUUGCCGCAUAUGCUUGUGCCGGCGUAGUAGGAAAGGGGGUAGGUAGCACCCCGAUCGUGGGUGCCACAGCACUGCCCAGCACAGUCGGUGUCAGUGGCACCGGCGAAGGUGGAGGUGGUCCAGCUGGCUUGCACGGCGCCAGUCCCACACUUCCCCUUGGUGGCCUAUUGACGGGUGUCGGGGGCGGAGGUCCCGCCGGAGCACUCGAAGUUGAGGCAGGAGGUGCGGUGGCCUCCUCUCCUGAGCUCGGGGGACUCGGCGGGCUGUCGGAUGAUGAAGUCUCCGGUGCUGCUUUGGCUUUGGCUUUUGGCCUUCCUGAUCGCGACCUCGAUGGAUUGCCACGCCGUGCUUCCUUGGGUGACAUCCCGUACUGUCUAGGCUAUACGGGAGUAAGGCUUGAGCACAGAGGGCAGCGCUUGAAAGUGGCUGCGCUUGAGUGCACCCCUCAGCUUGCCAGAACAGUGAAAGAGACAUCUGGGACUGAGAGCCGGGCCAAUCGCACAGACCGGGACACUGCAGCACAGGAUUUGAGCCCUGCUGCCGAGGUGGGGCAGAGAAGGCUAGGCUAG
Messenger RNA from Symbiodinium sp. CCMP2592, 714 nucleotides. The record is from the annotation of a GenBank genome assembly. NCBI's taxonomy places the organism in Eukaryota, Dinophyceae, Suessiales, Symbiodiniaceae.